Molecule: messenger RNA, 1840 nt
Organism: Hyla sarda
Lineage: Eukaryota; Metazoa; Chordata; Amphibia; Anura; Hylidae
Gene: SUMF2
Product: sulfatase modifying factor 2
Exons: 9
Coding region: 135-1076 (313 amino acids)
Cellular component (GO): endoplasmic reticulum
Source: RefSeq, a predicted model, not a curated record
UGUCAUCUCCGUACCCUGUCAUUCCCGGUAAAGAGGACUCCAACAAAAUGGCGCUUAUCGCAGACAUUGCGGCCACAUAUGUUUAGCUUCCGGUUGUAUGGGGCGAGCGCUUAGCGGACGAUAUACAGACGGAGAUGGUGUUCUGUAGAGCCCGCAUCCCUGUCCUGAGCCUGCUCUUGUUGUGUGCACCGGGGCUGUGGGCGGCACAGGGUCAUGAACAAAAUGAUUUAAUGGUUAAAGUCAAGGGUGGAAAGUUCACUAUGGGAACAAAUGCUCCUGACAAUAAAGACGGAGAAGGACCAACCAAACAAGUGACUGUAAAAUCAUUUGCGAUUGACAAAUAUCCUGUCACUAACAAGGAUUUCAGAGAAUUUGUAAGAGCUACAAAAUACAAAUCGGAAGCAGAGAACUUUGGCUGGAGUUUCGUGUUUGAGGAUUUUGUAUCUGAUGAGCUUAAAAAGAAAGUAUCACAGAAGCUGGAGUCAGCACCAUGGUGGCUUCCUAUAGAAAGAGCAUUCUGGCGUCAGCCAACUGGGCCAGGGUCAGGUAUCAAGGAGAAGCUGGACAACCCUGUGCUGCAGGUUAGCUGGAAUGAUGCGCAGGCGUACUGUAAGUGGCUCGGGAAGAGAUUGCCGACAGAGGAGGAAUGGGAAUUUGCAGCCAGAGGGGGACUUAAAGGGAACACCUAUCCGUGGGGGAACACCUUUCAGAAAAAUAGAAGCAAUCUGUGGCAGGGUAAGUUCCCUUCCCUGGAUACUGCUGAGGAUGGUUAUCAUGGUGUAUCACCAGUAGAUGCUUUUCCUGCACAGAAUGCUUAUGGACUAUUUGACAUGUUGGGGAACACUUGGGAAUGGACAUCAACAGAAUAUAUCUCACCGGGGCAGAGCAGCAUACAAAGUAGGCAGAAGAAGUUUGUCCUACGUGGGGCUUCCUGGAUUGAUACAGAGGAUGGCACAGCCAAUCAUAAAGCUCGAGUGACUACCAGAAUGGGCAAUACCCCAGACUCGGCAUCAGAUAACCUCAGCUUUCGCUGUGCCAUUUCUCAGCCUGCAAAACAUGGAAAAGAAGACCUAUGAGUCAAGUGACUAAAUCAUUUAUUUCUGUUCUCUUCUGGAUCGAUCCUGCCUGUUUAAUAAAGAGGCACUCCGGUGGAAAUGUUUUUUUUUUUUAAUCAAUUGGUGCCAGAAAUUUAAACAGAUCCAGUACUUAUUAGCAGCUAUAUGCUGAGGAGGAAAUUCUAUACUAUUUGAAUUUCUUUUUUUUGUCUUGUCCACAGUGCUCUCUGCUGACACCUGAUGCCCGUAAUCAGGAACUGUCCAGAGGAGGAGAAAAUCCUCAUAGCAAACCUAUUCUACUCUGAACAGUUCCUGACACGGACAGAGGUGUCAGCAGAGAGCCCUGUGGACAACACAAAAAAGAAAUUCAAAAAUCAAAGAUUUUCCUCUUUAGCAUAAAGCUGCUAAUAAGUACUGGAAGGAUAAAGAUUUUUUAAUAGAAGUAAUUUACAAAUCUGUUCAACUUUCAGGCACCGGUUCUUUAAAGAAAAAAAAAAAACAAAUAAGGUUUUCCACUGGAGUACCCCUUUAAAGACUCAUUGUAUUUUAUAUGUUCCUUAUGGAACGCAGUUUGAACGCGGUCUUGAGACCUUAUGUAGAUUUUUUUUUAACUAUGUAACUAUAUGAAGGACCAACAACUCUGUAGAUUGAGGAAAUUUAAAGUAGACAGUAUUUUGCAAAUCUCGCACUAUACUUUUUCUUCAAUAUACCAGGGCAAAAUGUCUAUGUGAGAUUUUAUAUUUUUGAGCAUCUACAUCAGUGGUCUCAAACUGUGGCCCUCCAGA